UCCUUCAGAACAAUCGGGAAUAUACAAGCUCAUAUCGCUUUCUCUACAGGAAUACCAAAACUCAGUGUGCUUGAGGAUGGAAGAGUCAAUUACAUCUUCAUGGUGUUUUUUUACCACCCGCAGGCGCACAGCAUCUCCUUUCUUUGCUCAAUGCAGUUUGUCAGUCUCUUAAAAAACCCCGAUAGUGAUAGAAGCUUGAUCGAGCAGUUAUCUGUCAGAAGCGAUUCCCCUAUAUCACACAUCGAUGCCCGAGGGUUGCCGCUUGAAUACAGAUUGGUGUAUGCAGCCUUGUCGUAUUUGUGCCGUCUACCCAGGGUUAUUCACCUGGCAAAAAAUAAGAUCUGCGCAUACGGCAAGACGUGCGGGAAGUAUACAACUGAGCCGCUGCAGGCGCAGAGUUUUGGACAAAUCGUUUUCUACUAGGCACGAAUAAGACUCUUAACUACUCGGUCUGACAAACAUCACAAUUUCACCUUGCAUUGUGAGUUUGAUCAUACUCAAAAUAUUUCGUGUGUGAGAAUAUAACCGACACCGGGCUGCGUGCAUACCGACAGAGUGCUGAGUUGGAGCAAGCAGUACCCGGUGAAUCAAACGUCUCUCACAUCAGUGGUUUGAUAAGAUCUAGUCAUCGCAAGGAACGCGCGUUGACCCCCAUGAAAAGGAUAAUAAGUACGAUGCCUAGCAUGACAGUAUACUCGAACAAUGGGGAAAUGACAUCAGAUGCUUGGUACAAUCAGCACUAUACUUCAAGUGUUCUUCCAAGGCUGGCUUAGCUUCCCUCACUCGACUCUCACGUUUCUAGAUGUUCUUAAUCUUAUCUCCUGGCGUCAUCCCUUUGCCCACCUCACAGGUUCACUUCUCACCAGAUACUCGUCUCCAGGUCUUGGGAUACCCACGACUAAAUCGCCACUGCUCGCAUUCUUUUUCCGUAUUCUCCAGUAGCCUACGACGCCAGCCAAAAGCAACAUCCUCUAUGUGACCUAUGAUCCCAAAUUCCCAUGAUAAGAUACCUUCUGCUCUUGCGCCAUCGGGGUCCCGAAGUAGUCCGACAGCGAUAUCAACGACUUCAGGUCGAUCGUCCGUCGUAUAGAGCACGCAAGCUGAGCAUGUGCUGCAAAAAUAGCGUUGAACGCCAGGUGAAGAUGAGUAAUAGGUCAGCGUUCCGAUGGAUGGGUCUUUAGCAUCUACAAGAGCUUGCAGAUCAUGUUUCGACUCCGGAAAAGAUGUGGAUACCGAAGACGGGAAUGAUAUUUGACUCAAUUCCGACAGGAUCAAUGAACCAAGGCAGAUCUUCUUUUUUGAAGUUCUCGUAGUCUUGCUGACGCCAAACAAAAUUGACGCCCUCGCAUUUGCACCGGAUUGAGAUUUCAUCCUUUUUCUUCGAGCCAUACGACUGUACCCCAUCCAGGUAGGGCCAGUCCAUUGGGAAUUCAGACACUCCCUUUUGUUUGGCCCGUUCUUUAUGUCUCGUGGCCUCGGUCCCUGGAUCAUUUGGUUUCUUCAUCCAAGCAGCCGCCCCUCCGUCCAAGGUAUCACCGACAAAAAUGUGAUGCGAUAUCUUGAUGACGCUGCGCCCUCCCGCAUGUUCGUUCUCGAUGGUUCCUGAAAAUGCUCCAAGCUGCUCAUCGGGAUUGUUCCGAUUUGCGAAGAACAUUGGCGUUGAGCAUGUGCCACAGAAUAAGAUAUCGUAGUUUGGGGUGAAUUGGUAUACGCUGAGACUUGAUACAUCAACCUUCUCACGUUCUUC
Periconia digitata is the source of this 1747-nucleotide messenger RNA. NCBI's taxonomy places the organism in Eukaryota, Fungi, Ascomycota, Dothideomycetes, Pleosporales, Periconiaceae. The record is from the annotation of a GenBank genome assembly.